GACUCUUCCUGCAGCUCAAACAAACCAGCGCUUUCGCCGCGCUUCUGCCGCGACUAGUUAACAACAGCAGCAGGCGGCACAUUAGACACAGAGGCAUUCGUCUCUGCCCAUCCCUUCGCCACUCCGUGCCCACUCCUCCCUUCGCCAGGGUCCGCCCCUUCUCACAUUCAAGGAGUUGAGCUGCUCGGUCAGAUCGGUCUCCCUGGCUCGCAGGGCUGGGGAGAUGCUGCUGCUUCCAGGACAGCGCAGGACUGAAUCGCAGUCGGACGCAGUGGUGCGACACGGGGAACGAGGAACCCCAAUCUAACAUGCCUUAAAGAGUGAUUGUGCACUGCCUACUGUCUGUGGAUAGUGAUAAUAAUAAGCCUUGAAGAAAGUACCUAGUGCCCCAUGCGCUCUGCCAGCUGGAUUACCAAGUGACUGUGUGGAGAGUGAUAUGGCUGACUCUAACUCUAACUCUAACUCCGUGAUGCUCCAAAGGGGGAAACCAGCCGCUGGGAUUGUGCCCCCAGUACCCGCCUGGCACCUGCUCUUUGCCCUCCUGUUGCUGCUGAUGUGGGAAGCCACAGAGAGUCGAGUGACAAUGGACAGCAUUCAGCGGUUUUCAUCCCUCCCUGUGUAUCUGCCUGUGAACUAUAAUGUUUGCAAUGCUGAGGUUUCCUUCUUCCUUAAAGAGGUCAAUCAGGACCUUACAAAGAAUUCUAGUUUGCAGACCCGGACAGAACCACUUUUUAUCUACAAAGCCAAGAUACCACCUGUAAUAAAUGCCACAUAUGGACCUUAUUCAGCUGAACAGACAGUGCCAAAACAUUUGAUGAUGACCGCAAGUACUUUCAGUUCAACCAAUAAGUUUACAUUCAACUGGCAAAUAAAAUCUCAUAUUAUAGAAAGUUCAAUAAAUUCUAACAAACCCAAAAUACAAACUUUGUUUUAUAUAACAGGGAAAGAUUGGAAUGAUUACAACCCAUCAGAGAUUUUACCAUGUGUAAGGCUGGUGGCACUUCUAGAAAACAGAGAAAUGUCAUCAAGCUGUAGACUCAAAGGGAGUUUAGGAUUGUGUGUGGCAGAACUGGAGUUGUUACCAAGCUGGCUCGGUACAUCUUCUGCAGAAGAUCAAAAGGAUUCCGUUCCAUCACAAGGAGUACCUGUGGAAUUGCAUCACAUUAUCUACUCCACUGGAGAGGAUGAAGAGUGCUUAUCACCAGAAACAAAGUGGACCAACAACAUUCAGUCUGAGACAGACUCUACUCAAAAAGUGUCCCCACAAAUGGAGAGAAUUGGUAGUGUUGUUAUUUAUCCUUCCCAAAACACCUUGAGGAUGUCAGUGCUGCGAUUAGAUACCAAUAUUCAGAUUCGUUUUCCACCAAGUCCAGUGAAAGUAGGGGACACUGUGACAUUCUCCGUAUACCUAGUGGGAGCCUCACCCACACAUCAGCUCACAUUAAGGGUUAAGGCAGCACUUGGUGCUAAAGUCCUGUCUGUGAGAGUGACUGAUACAGAACAGUGGAAGGUACAGAGCCAGAUGGAAAAUGGAGAUAAAUACACCACUGCCACUCUCGUCUGUGUACGGCACGGUCCUGUUGUCCAGAGCAGCACCAAUGAAUCUCUGUAUGAAAUUCUACAAAUGGACUUUGAAAUGGGCCUCAGUAGUGGUCUGGCUGGGGCCCAGCAGAUCACGUGGCAAGUGGAAUAUCCAGAAGAAGACUCGGUCAGUGAGCUGGUGAUCUCUGAAAUCUUUGUCAGCCAGACUUCAUUUGCUGGGAUUGUCCCUCUUGCCAUGGACACAGAACUUUUAAAUACAGCCAUUCUGACAGGAAGGGCAGUGUCGAUCCCUGUGAAGGUGGUGGCUGUGCAGCAGGAUGGUUCUGUGAUUGAUGUAUCUGACUUCACCGAGUGCAAGUCAGCAGAUGAAGAUGUCAUAAAGGUUUCUGACAGAUGUGAUUCAAUCUUUGUUAAUGGAAAGGAAAUGAAGAGUAAAGUGCACACCAUUGUUAAUUUCACUUACCAGCACUGUACCACUGAGUUAGAGGUAACUGUCUGGGCUCCACGCCUUCCCCUGCAGAUAGAAAUAUCAGACACUGAGCUCAGCCAGAUCAAGGGUUGGAGGAUCCCAGCUAAUAUGAAUAAAAGACCAACCAGAGACAGUGAAGAUGAAGAGGAUGAUGAGAAGAAGGGGCGAGGAUGUUCCCUGCAAUACCAGCAUGCAUUAGUACGAGUCUUUACACAGUUUGUAGCUGAAUCUUCUGAGGCUGGGCAGCUGACUUACAUGCUGGGUCCUGAUUGGCAGAUGGAUAUUACUGACCUUGUGAGUGACUUCAUGAAGGUGGAAGAACCUAGGAUAGCUACAUUAGAAGCUGGGAAGGUCCUUGUUGGACGUGAUCAAGGAAUAACCACUGUACAGGUCCUCUCACCCCUGUCUGAUUCAAUCUUGGCUGAGAAAACGGUCACAGUUCUGGAUGAUCGGGUAGGCAUUGUGGAGCUGGGAGUGCAGAUCAUCACAGGACUUUCCUUGUCUGUGCAAGCAAACAGAUUCAACAAGAGAGCCAUCUUAACAACCACAUCAGCUAGUGAUAUCCUGCAUGACUAUAAACAGGAAGCUGUUCUCAGUGUGUGGACACUGUUUAGCGAUGGCUCAGUAACACCACUGGACAUUUACGAAAGCAAAGAUUUUUCUAUCGUAGUGUCUUCACUGGAUGAGAUGGUUGUAUCCACCUAUCAAAAUCCUCUGUCCAACUGGCCAGUUGUGGUUGCAGAAGGAGAAGGCCAGGGCCCGAUCAUAAAAUUAGAGUUGGGAAUAAGUGAGAUCUGCCAAAAGUCUAAACGAAAGAGUAACCUUGCUGUUGGAAGUGGAACAGUCAAAGUUAAAUUUGGCCAAAAGGAUUCUGAUCAAAAAGCAAAUAUUAAUGAAAUUCAUACUGCAGAUGCUGAUUUUAAAAAACAGACCAGUAAAACAACUGAAAAAGUUUCAGAACAAGACAGAACUGCAAAUGAAUGGCCCAAACAUGUAGGCAAUGUUGAAGAUAAUAAUAACAAAAAUGUGAUCUCUGAUUCACCUGCAGACUACCACAAGAUCUAUUAUGAUGGUUAUAUACAAAUUGUUCCGGUCACUUACACCAUUUUCCCUACCCGAAUAGUAUCCUCAGAACACAAUCGGGAGAGUGAACUCACACAAGCAUCCAGGGGGCUGACGGACUUAGAAAUUGGCAUGUAUGCCCUUCUUUGUGUCUUUUGCCUUGCGAUUUUAGUCUUCUUAAUUAAUUGUGUGGCAUUUGCAUGGAAAUAUAGAAACAAAAGGUUCCCUGUAACUGAUCAAGCCAAUAUCCCACACUCUCAUGACUGGGUAUGGCUUGGAAAUGAGGUAGACCUACUGGAGAACCCAGCAGAUACUCCUCUUCCAGCAGAUGAAUGUACAACAAUGAUUGACAGGAGGCCGCAGUUUGAAGAAAGCAAUUUCCUUCUCAAUGGUGGUUCCCAAAAGAACCCAUAUAGCCAAAUUCUUCAGCCAUCAGAUUACAAUUAUGAAAAAGAUGCCCACACUGAACCAUUAAAUCCAGGGGGGACAAAAAGGAAACGAGUAAAGUUUACCUCUUUCACUACAGUUUUACCAGAAGAAGGGGGUCCCUACACCAAUGCAGUCAUUUUUGGAAAUGACGAAAACAUCAAGUGGGUUUGCAAAGAUAUGAAACUUGGAGAUUCACAACAGCUUAAAGACUAUAUGGAUAGCCUCCAGGACAAUUUGUAAAAUAAUUUCCUGUGUUUAUAUUCACCUUUAUGCCUUCUGUUUCUUUCUGUUUUUCUUUCCUUUUUUAAGGGUGGCAUUGUUCAAUCAGCAAUAGAAAAAAGAACAAAACCUACAAGGUUAAAGUCAUUUUACAAUGUCAGUGCUGCCAGUGCAUUUUUUUCGGCACUGAAAUAGAAUGUACGCCUUGGAAAAAAAUGUCAAAGUGUAAUUCAUCUCAAGAUUUGAAGCUACAUAAUGCUUUAAUAGAAGGUGUUACCGUAAUCGUAGCUAAGUGUAACAAUGAAAGUUACAACAAUUAACAGAAAAUAAGGGGUUAAUCACAAGAGUCUCUCUGGCUCUUUCCUGUACAUUGAAUGUAUUAAGGAAAAGAUUAUAUUGAAUAUGAACCUGUCUUCUUAAUUCCUGCGAAUCCAGAUCCAAAUGUAACUGCAGUGUGGAAUUAUUAAUUAAAAGCACAGUGGACUUUUCUUCAUGUUAUAUCAGUUCCCAGUAACAAAAUACAACAUUUGAUUGAUCAAUGAUAUCAACAUGCUUUUUGUUUACAGACACUGUCUAUAUAUCCAUGAUGUCCAGAUAGCUGACCCAAAGUCUUAGGCACCUUAGAACAGGAGGAAUUGUUGGGCAGUGACAAUAAACACAUUCAUGUCCCAUUUUCACUGAUAAUAAAACUGUUCUUCAUUCACACACUGAUACCGCUGACAAAAACGAAAAUAAUAUAAUACGAUGCAGCUAUGUAAGCUUACUUUUAUAAGAAAUUGUACCAGUAUGCUUUAGAAAGAACACGAAGAGACUCUUGUAUGAAAUAGUACCUCAGCUAGGAGAGGUUAUUUUCAAUUCCACAGGCCCAUUGCAUUAUUACAGUGAGCCACUAUUAUGUGCUGACUUACUGCAUAUAAAAGGUUUCUUCUUCUUUUAGUUUUUAUUCCUUAUUGUUACUUUACUAUAAUUGGGUGUCUUUUCCCAGGACUAUGUUUGCAGAGAUUCCUAGUGCACGCAACCCACUUAAGUUCUCUUAUCUGCUGCUAUGUUGCAGAAAACUUUUGUGCCUUUGUGCUGACAAAACAUAUUUUACAAUUUUAAAAAGGUUAUCUUAGGGGUCACUUACGAAUGCACGUAGCAGUGUGGUUGCUGCUAAAUGGAUACAUGGAUGGAGAGUAGAUCUUGAAGCUAUUGCCUUUUCACAUGAUUGCCAAAGUGUCCAUUACUCUUUUUCUGAUAAAUAAUGUCAAUAGUUGCUUCUGUACCUAUUUCGCAAGGGAACACUGGAGCUGAUACCACCUUGAACAUGAUGGUAAUUCCAGAAUUUUCAUAGUGGGCUGAAGCAACCCUCAUUCAGAACAUAGUAAAUGCAACUUAUACCCAAUUUGUGUCAAGUGGAAGCAACAUGGACUGCAACAUGAGCAUGCAACAUAGCAUUAUGGGUAAAAAAACUUGGCAUUUUGUUCACUGCACUUGCAUUCAUAAAUUACCCCAACUGUCUCAUGACAUUUUCUCAAAACUGUUAUGUUGUAGAGCAUUCCCAACUAAUUAAAAUAAGACAUCUGCAAUACCUUCAAAAGUCUCUAUUCAAAGGUUAUCGCAGUAAAAAUAAAGUAUUUAUUCCAUAUUUAUAUGUAUAUUUUUUUAUUUUUCAUAAAACAGGUAUGCUAUAAAUUUAAGAGAAGUAUUACCAAGAGUCUUGUCUUUGGUGCUUUCACCUUUUCACCAUGGGUAUUUUUUUUUAUAUUUUGCGGUUGCAUUCUGUUGCUCUUUGUGGUCACCCUGUUCAUUAUCAGAUCAUGUAAUAUCCUGUGGCACCCUGGUAUUUGCUAUAGCUGAUGCAAUUAAGAAGAAAUGCAAUCAUGUUUACAUAAAAUUAUUCACAUUUAAUUUACUUCCUAAUAUCAGUGUACAUCAGGGGAGUCUACACUGAAAAUAAGCUUCAAAUCACAUUUUCUUAAUUAAUA
This is a messenger RNA of Xenopus laevis (African clawed frog), 5688 nucleotides long. RefSeq names its product transmembrane protein 132B (gene tmem132b.S). The transcript is spliced from 9 exons. NCBI's taxonomy places the organism in Eukaryota, Metazoa, Chordata, Amphibia, Anura, Pipidae. The record is from RefSeq and is a predicted model, not a curated record. Gene Ontology annotation, cellular component: membrane. Bases 437 to 3742 code for a protein of 1101 amino acids.